This is a messenger RNA of Exophiala aquamarina CBS 119918, 1446 nucleotides long. RefSeq lists its product as uncharacterized. NCBI's taxonomy places the organism in Eukaryota, Fungi, Ascomycota, Eurotiomycetes, Chaetothyriales, Herpotrichiellaceae. The transcript has 2 exons. The coding region runs from base 1 to 1446 and encodes 481 amino acids. Gene Ontology annotation, molecular function: aldehyde dehydrogenase (NAD+) activity. The record is from RefSeq and is a predicted model, not a curated record.
AUGGCCACUCCGAUCCGUGGGAAGCCAAACCAUAUCGAAACUCGUUUGUUCAUUGAUGGCAACUUCGUACCCUCACUAGCCGGGAAAACAUUUGAUGUCAUUAACCCUUCAACAGAGGAAGUUUCUGCAUCUGUGUUUGAAGCACUGCCAGAAGAUGUGGACCGCGCCGUCGCUGCUGCUAAAGCUGCCUUCCCGGCUUGGUCAGGCCUCGAAGCAAGUGAGAGAGCCGCAUAUCUGUUCAAACUUGCUGAUGGAGUUGAGCAAAGUCUGGACAAGAUCGGCUAUCUAGAGGCCAUAACAAUGGGAAAGCCAUAUCUUGACCCUCCAUAUACCUACGUGCUAAGACAUGCUGCCUCAAUGGCAAUGGACAUUACGGGCGAGACUUCACUUAGCUCGAAAGGAUUCGUAAACUUAUCAUUGAGACAGCCGUUCGGUGUUGGUGCUGCGAUUGUGCCUUGGAAUGGUCCCACUUUCAUGCUCGUGAACAAAAUCGGCCCAGGACUCGUUGCUGGCAAUACUAUGGUAGUCAAAUCGUCCGAGAAGUCUCCACUUUCAGCACUGGUCAUUGCUCGGAUAGCCAAUGAGAUUGGGCUCCCCAAGGGAGUCCUGAACAUCAUGAGCGGAUACGGAUUCCCAUGUGGUGAUGCCAUCGCUCGACACAUGGAUAUCCGUGUGAUCUCAUUUACCGGGUCGGUAGCCACAGGGAAGGCUAUCAAAAAGGCGUCAGCAGAAUCAAAUCUCAAAAAGGUUACCCUGGAGUUAGGAGGCAAGAAUCCAUUACUCAUCUUUGAAGAUGCAGACCUUCAGCAAGCGGUUCCAGCUGCUACUGCAUCCGUUGUAGCAAAUUCAGGCCAGGGCUGCAUUCUAACAUCGCGAAUCUACAUUCAUCAAAGCAUUGCAGAGCCAUUUAUUAAAAACAUGAAGCAAGCGAUGAUAAAGAUUGCAGGCAAUGUCGACGACCCAACAGAGAAGACCACGAGAGGUCCGCAGGCCGAUAAGAUUCAGUUUGACAAAAUCAUGGGCUACUUUCAGUAUGCCAAAGCCCAGAAUAUUGAGCUUCAGCUCGGAGGUGGUCGAGCUCGACCUAAGGGUUACUUUGUCGAGCCCACGAUAUACACGAAUGUGCCUGAAGAAGCCAAAAUUAUGAAGGAAGAGAUAUUUGGGCCUGUGGUCUGUAUCAAUACGUUUGUUGACGAAGAAGAUGUUGUAGCGCGAGCGAAUGAUACUGAGUUUGGGCUUUAUGCCAGUGUCUUCACUCGCGACAUAUCUAGGGCAUUACGAGUAGCCAAGCAGCUUGAAGCUGGCAGCGUGGGAGUUAAUGUGGCAGCUACUACGAAACUUGAUAUGCCGAUGGGCGGUUGGAAGCAGAGUGGUGAGGGAAGAGAAUUUUCAAAACAUGCUUGGGAAGAGUGGACUGAAAUAAAGUCAGUCUUCGUGAAGUUGUGA